Messenger RNA from Eupeodes corollae, 471 nucleotides. Its product is annotated as larval cuticle protein 65Ag1-like. The record is from RefSeq and is a predicted model, not a curated record. The transcript has 2 exons. Gene Ontology annotation, molecular function: structural constituent of chitin-based larval cuticle. NCBI's taxonomy places the organism in Eukaryota, Metazoa, Arthropoda, Insecta, Diptera, Syrphidae. The coding region runs from base 66 to 383 and encodes 105 amino acids. Gene Ontology annotation, cellular component: chitin-based extracellular matrix.
AUCACUAAGCAUCCACUAAGUUUUCAGUUUCCUUACGGUUAACAACAAACUAACAAAAAAUCAACAUGAAAUUCGUUAUUGUUCUCGUCGCCCUUUUCGGUUUGGCUUUGGCCGCCCCAGCUGCUGAAGAAGCUUCCAUCGUCCGCUCAGACAGCAAUGUCGGUGCUGAAGGAUACCAAUUCGCUGUUGAAACCAGUGAUGGCAAAUCCCACUCCGAAGAAGGACAAUUGAAGAACAUUGGUGCUGAAGAUGAAGCUAUUGUUGUUCGUGGACAAUACCAAUACAUCGGAGAUGAUGGUGUCACCUACUCUGUCAGCUACAUCGCCGAUGAGAACGGUUUCCAACCCCAAGGUGCUCAUUUGCCAGUUGCCCCAUCAGCUUAAGUUUGAAAAUAUUGUUAAUUAGGUUAAAGAAAAAAAAAAUAGAAAGCAUUUAAAAAAAAUAUGAAUUUUAUUUUAAAAGUCUUAAGUA